UUGACAAACAAAUAUAGUCUUGAUGUUCACAUGAGAGUUCACACUGGAGAGAAACCGUUUACUUGUGAUCAGUGCGGGAAGAGUUUCACACAAUCAUUAAGCCUAAAGAAACACAUGAACAUCCACACUGGAGAGAAACCUUACAAGUGUUCAUACUGUGACAAGAGAUUCAGUCAGUCAACUCAUCUGAAGAAACACAAGGUAGACCACACUGGAGAGAAACCGUACACAUGUGAUCAGUGCGGGAAGAGUUUCACACAAAAAGGACACUUUAUGACACAUAUGAGAACUCAUAAAGGAGAGAAGCCAUUAAUAUGUAAUCAAUGUGGAAAGAGUUUUGCAUACUUAGCAAACCUUAACGAACACAUGAAUAUCCACACUGGUGGGAAACCUUACAAGUGUUCACACUGUGACAAGAGAUUCAGUCAGUCAACACAUCUGAAAACACAUGAGAGGAUCCACACUGGAGAGAAACCUUACAAGUGUUCAUACUGUGACAAGAGAUUCAGUCAGUCAACACAUCUGAAAACACAUGAGAGGAUCCACACUGGAGAGAAACCUUACAAGUGUUCAUACUGUGACAAGAGAUUCAGUCAGUCAACACAUCUGAAAACACAUGAGAGGAUCCACACUGGAGAGAAACCUUACAAGUGUUCAUACUGUGACAAGAGAUUCAGUCAGUCAACACAUCUGAAAACACAUGAGAGGAUCCACACUGGAGAGAAACCGUACACAUGUGAUCGGUGCGGGAAGAAUUUUGCACGGAAAAGAAUCCUUAUGGCACAUACGAGAAUUCACACAGGAGAGAAACUGUACACAUGUAAUCAAUGUGGAAAGAGUUUAAAAUGCAAAUAUAGUCUUGAGCGUCACAUGAGAGUUCAUACUGGAGAGAAACCGUACACUUGUGAUCAGUGCGGGAAGAAUUUUGCACGGAAAGGAAUCCUAAUGACACAUAUGAGAAUUCAUACAGGAGAGAAACUGUACACAUGUGAUCAAUGUGGAAAGAGUUUGAUUAGCAAAUAUAGUCUUGAGCUUCACAUGAGAGUUCAUACUGGAGAGAAACCGUACACAUGUGAUCAAUGUGGAAAGAGUUUGAUUAGCAAAUAUAGUCUUGAGCUUCACAUGAGAGUUCAUACUGGAGAGAAACCGUACACAUGUGAUCAAUGUGGCAAAACAUUUUUGUGGGCUUCAGACCUGAAGAAGCACCUAAGAGUUCAUACAAAGGAGAAGCCACAUUCAUGUUCUUUGUGUGGAAAGAGUUUUUCACUGAAGUGUUUAAAACAGCAUGAGAGGAUCCACACUGGAGAGAAACCCUACAAGUGUUCACACUGCAACAAGAGAUUCAGUCAUUCAUCAAAUUUGAAAAGACAUGAGAGGAUCCACACUGGUGAGAAACCGUAUCACUGCACUUCAUGUGGGAAGCGUUUCAAUCGUUCAUCUGCUCUACACAGACAUACAAAAAACUAUCACAAGUUGAUUGAAGAAAACGAUGAGAAUAAAGAAUCAAUGAUGGCGAAGUGA
Sinocyclocheilus anshuiensis is the source of this 1521-nucleotide messenger RNA. Its product is annotated as zinc finger protein 271-like. The record is from RefSeq and is a predicted model, not a curated record. NCBI's taxonomy places the organism in Eukaryota, Metazoa, Chordata, Actinopteri, Cypriniformes, Cyprinidae. Bases 31 to 1521 code for a protein of 496 amino acids. The transcript has 4 exons.